Molecule: messenger RNA, 5054 nt
Organism: Petromyzon marinus (sea lamprey)
Lineage: Eukaryota; Metazoa; Chordata; Hyperoartia; Petromyzontiformes; Petromyzontidae
Product: diacylglycerol kinase delta-like
Biological process (GO): phospholipase C-activating G protein-coupled receptor signaling pathway
Cellular component (GO): plasma membrane
Molecular function (GO): ATP-dependent diacylglycerol kinase activity; protein binding
Source: RefSeq, a predicted model, not a curated record
CUCUGUAGCAGCAGCAGCAGAGCACUCUGUAGCAGCAGCAGCGGUGGCGGCAGUGGCAGUGUAACCCUCGAGCCCCGCUGCGCAUCGCGCUCCUGAGCACCGCUCGGCGCCUCCUCCACCCAGGCCGAGCCCCUCUGCCCCCACCUUCCCCCAGUGUCUGGCGAGGAGUGGCGGGCGGCGGCGGCGGUGGUGGGAGACCCUGGGGAUAUUUCACGGUGCGCCCAUUGGACCCGCGCGCCCAGUGAGUGGGUCUCUGGCUCCCCCGUGAGGUCUCUGGCUCCCUUUGGGGUCUCUGGCUCCCCCGUGGGGUCUCCGGCUCCCGCGUGAGGUCUCCGGCUCCCCCGUGGGGUCUCCGGCUCCCCCGUGGGGUCUCCGGCUCCCCCGUGGGGUCUCUGGCUCCCCCGUGAGGUCUCCGGCUCCCCCGUGGGGUCUCCGGCUCCCCCGUGGGGUCUCUGGCUCCCCCGUGGAGUCUCCGGCUCCCCCGUGGGGUCUCCGGCUCCCCCGUGGGGUCUCCGGCUCCCCCGUGGGGUCUCUGGCUCCCCCGUGGGGUCUCUGGCUCCCUGUGGGGUCUCUGGCUCCCCCGUGGGGUCUCUGGCUCCCCGUGAGGUCUCUGGCUCCCUGUGGGGUCUCUGGCUCCCUGUGGGGUCUCUGGCUCCCCGUGAGGUCUCUGGCUCCCCCGUGAGGUCUCUGGCUCCCUGUGGGGUCUCUGGCUCCCCCGUGAGGUCUCUGGCUCCCCGCGCCAUGGCCGCCCGGCCGCUGCGGCUCGAAUCGAGGCGAGCCGAGUGUGGACCUUGCUCCCCCUUCUCUGCGCAGGAGGGGAGAUUCUCCUCGCCCGCUCUCGACUUCUCCCUGAGCUACCAGCACCACCAACAGCAGCUUCACCACCACCACCAGCAUCAUGAGCAGCAUCGUCAGCAGCAGCAGCAGCGUCAGCCCUAUCCUCAUCAUCAGCUGCACGCCGCUGCUCCUAUGGAGAGCGGCCUCAUCGCUGACGACUCUUCUGAGAGCGAGACGGAGAGUUCGUCCCAUCACGACCACGAGCACCACCAUCACCAGCCGAAGCUCAUCCGCAAGGUGUCCACCUCGGGCCAGAUCCGCAGCAAGACGAGCGUGCGAGAGGGUUUCCUGAUGAAGCAGACGAGUUCGUUCCAGCGGUGGAAGCGCCGCUACUUCAAGCUGCGCGGACGCACCCUCUACUACGCCAAGGACGCCCAGUCGAUCAUCUUUGACGAGGUCAACCUCACGGACGCCAGCGUCGCCGAGUGCAGCACCAAGAACGCCAACAACAGCUUCACGAUAAUCACCCCGUUCCGGAGGCUCAUCCUCUGCGCUGACAGCCGCAAGGAGAUGGAAGAUUGGAUCGCCGCUCUCAAGUCGGUGCAGAGCACCGAGCCCUUUCAGGCAGUGCACUACAGCAUGGACCACUUCUCGGGUGCUCACCACUGGUACGCGUGCACGCACGCGCGCCCCACCUACUGCAACGUGUGCCGCGAGGCGCUGUCCGGAGUCACGUCGCACGGCCUCUCCUGCGAAGUGUGCAAGUUCAAGGCCCACAAGCGCUGCGCCGUGCGCGCCACCAGCAACUGCAAGUGGACGACGCUCGCCUCCGUCGGCAAGGACAUCAUCGAGGACGAGGACGGGCUGGCGAUGGCGCACCAGUGGCUGGAGGGGAACUUGCCGGUGAGCGCGCGCUGCGUGGUGUGCGACAAGGCGUGCGGCAGCGUCCUGCGCCUGCAGGACCGCCGCUGCCUCUGGUGCAAAGCCAUGGUGCAUUCCGCUUGCAGGGAGCAUUACAGCCGCAAGUGCCCGCUGGGCCAGUGCAAGGUGUCCAUCAUCCCGCCGACGGCGCUCAACAGCAUCGACUCGGACGGCUUCUGGAAGGCCACGUGCCCGCCGUCCGUGACGAGCCCGCUCCUCGUGUUCGUCAACUCCAAGAGCGGCGACAACCAGGGGGUCAAGUUCCUGCGCAGGUUCAAGCAGCUGCUGAACCCGGCGCAGGUCUUCGACCUCAUGAACGGGGGACCGCACCUGGGGCUGCGUCUGUUCCACAAGUUCGACACGUUCCGGAUCCUGGUAUGCGGCGGCGAUGGGAGCGUGGGCUGGGUGCUGUCCGACAUCGAUCAGCUGAGCUUGCACAAGCAGUGUCAGAUGGGGGUCCUGCCCCUGGGCACGGGCAAUGACCUCGCGCGCGUCCUGGGUUGGGGUCACUCGUGCGACGAUGACGCCACCCUCCCGCAGAUCCUGGAGAAGCUCGAGCGUGCCGGCGUAAAGAUGCUGGACAGGUGGGCGAUCAUGUCGUACGAGGUGAACGUGCCGCCCCGGCACUCGCAGCCCGUGCCGGGAGAGGAGAGGUCCUGCGACGGCGAGGCGGACGGGCGAGCGGGCGCGGCCGAGGAGGGCGGCAGAGAAGGCGGCGGGCAGGCGGAGAUGGCGGCUUACGAGGGCUCCGUGGCGGCUCACCUCACGCGCAUCCUCAACUCGGAGCGGCACUCGGUGGUGAUCGCGUCCGCCCGCGUGCUCUGCGAGACGGUGAAGGGCUUCGUGGCGCGCGUGGGCAGCGCCUACGAGAGGGCCGGGGAGAACCCCCGGGAGUCGGACGCCAUGGCCCACAAGUGCGCCGCGCUGAACGAGAAGCUCGACUCCCUCCUGACGGCGCUCAACGACGAAGCGCGGGCGGCGGCGGCGGCGGCGGCGGUGGCGCCGGGCAGCACCGGCACCCCCCCCAUCGCCGAGGAGGAGGAGACCGAACCGGAGGAGGAGGACGAUGACGGCGAAGAGGUGGCGGUGGAGGAGGAGCUGGAGAAGGGAUCACGGGAGGGGGCCGGGAGAGAGACGUGCGCGGGGAGGCACAGGGAGGCGCCGCUGAGGAGGAGGCCACGACCUCCUCCUCCUCUUCCUGCACUGGCGACGGCGGCGGAGACGCAGCUGUUCCUGCCGCGCGAGCACCUCAUGUCGCGAGCCAACAGCCUGAAGAAGGCCGUGCGGCAGAUCAUCGAGCAGGCCGAGAGAGCCGUGGAUGAACAGAACGCGCAGACGAGCACCUGCAGGAGGGAGCCGGAGGAGGUGCAGGAAGAGGUGCAGGAGGAGGUGCAGGAGGAGGUGGAGGAGGUGGAGGAGGCGGCGGGCCUAGCUGAGGCUCCGCAUGCCGGGGGGACGGAGCCCACCGGUGGCCACGCUCACAGCGGUGACGAAGACUCCUCCCCCCGAUCCUCGCCCCGAUCCUCCCCACGAUCCUCGUUCGGAUCUCGUCUCAGCAACCGAGGCGACGUUCUGACGGCGCCGAUGGAGCGGCGCAUCAGCAAGACGAGCGCAUUCCUGGGGGGCUCGCUGCCCACCACGGCCGGGCCCGGCUCCGGCAAGGAGAACCUGCCCAUGCUCAACAUGCGCAUCCUCUACCCCAGUCUGCGAGCGGGCCUGGCCGCGUCGGUCGCCGGGAGCUGCAUCAUCAGCAAGAUGCUGCUCACCAAUGCGGACACCCUGGGGGCCUGCGCCACGCCUCUCAUGGACCCCGACCCAGACUCACUCGAGGGCUUCAUGGAGAAGUGCGUGAUGAACAACUAUUUCGGGAUCGGCCUUGAUGCCAAGAUUUCUCUGGACUUCAACAACAAGCGGGAGGAGCACCCAGAGAAAUGCCGGAGUCGAACCAAGAACAUCAUGUGGUACGGAGUGCUCGGAACCAAGGAGCUGCUGCAGCAGUCCUUCAAGAACCUGGACCAGCGCGUGCUCCUGGAGUGUGACGGGCAGUACAUCCCGCUGCCGAGUCUGCAGGGCAUCGCGGUGCUCAACAUACCGAGCUACGCGGGAGGAACAAACUUCUGGGGCGGGACCAAGGAGGACGAGACGUUCACGGCGCCGUCGUUUGACGACAAGAUCCUGGAGGUGGUGGCCGUGUUCAGCAGCAUGCAGAUGGCCGUGUCGCGCGUGCUCAACCUGCAGCACCACCGCAUCGCGCAGUGCCGCACAGUGAAGAUCACGAUCCUGGGGGAGGAGGGGAUGCCCGUGCAGGUGGAUGGAGAGGCCUGGAUCCAGCCACCGGGAUACAUCAAGAUCACCCACAAGAACCGGGCGCAGAUGCUGACGCGCGACCGGGCCUUCGAGAGCACGCUCAAGUCGUGGGAGGACAAGCAGAAGUACGAGCUGCCUCGCCCGCACUCCCAGCAUGCACUGCUGCAGGCCACGCCACCGUCGGAGGUCAUCAUGGCGGAGGAGGCCAAUCGGAUCGAGGCGUUCGCCUGCGCCGCCGCCGCCCUCAUUCACGCGAUCAGGGAGGCGGCCGAGGGCCACAGCAGCGUGGAGCAGGAGCUGGCCCACGCCGUCAACGCCAGCGCGCACGCGCUCGACGCCCUCUACGGCAAGCCCAAGCGAUCCUCCGGCUUGGCCCGGCACCUGGUGAUGGACUUCGUAAACAACGUGAAGGCUCUGCAUGGCGAGACAGAGCUGCUGCUGUCCGGCAAGCUCUCCCUCCAGCUGGAGCGCGAGCAGGAGGACUCGCUGCACGCGGCGCUGGCGGCCGUCGACCUGGAGCUGCGUCGCAUCGCAGACAUCCCCUGGCUGCGUCACAUGGCCCAGCCGAGCGACGGGGAGAUCCACGCGAUGGAGUACUCCAAGUGGACGGGGCGCAGCGCCAAGUUCCGUCUCGUGCCCAAGUUCAAGCGCGACAAGAACCUGCGGGCCCGGGACUCGCACGCCGCCCUCGCCGUGCCCGUGCACGUGUGGUGCGCCGAGGAGGUGGGCGGCUGGCUGGAGAGGCUGGGUCUCGACGAGUAUCGCGACGCCUUCGCCCGCAACGACAUCCGCGGUCCCGAGCUGCUGCAGCUCGACCGCCGCGACCUCAAGGACCUGGGAGUUACGAAGAUUGGACACAUCAAGAGGAUACUGCACGGCAUCAAGGAGCUGAGCAAACACGCGCAGGUCAGCGAGGUGUGAGAGCCGCGGCAACGCACGACUGCCGACGCACGGACGCCGUGCGUGUACGAGAAAGCAAGGGGCGAAUGGACGGACGAGCUGACGACGGCGAAGUCGCGGUUUUGUUGCGACGCACCUCAUUGGGAUCC